AUGUCGCAGCUAUCAUCCGUUCUCUUACUCGGUGCUGGAGAGCUGGGGACAGCCAUCCUCAGCGGUCUGGCCAAAAAGUAUACCCUGGGGAGUAUCCAACUCGCACUAUGCCUCCGACCUCAGACGAUUUCCGACACAAAGAAGACACAGCGCCUUCGCGAUCUCGCCAGCCCGCACACGCUCGAGCUCGUCAGCGGGGACCUCGGCAGCGACAGCGCGGCCGAGCUCGCCACAAAGUUCGCGCGGUUCGACGUCGUGAUCGGGUGCACUGGCUACGCCGCCGGGCGCGGGACGCAAGUGAAGAUCUGCGAGGCGGUCCUCAAGGCGGGCGUGAAGCGCUACUUUCCGUGGCAGUUCGGCGGGGACUACGAUGCGAUCGGCCGGGGGAGCGCUCAGGACCUAUUCGAUGAGCAGCUGGACGUACGAGAUAUGCUGAGGGCACAGGACAAGACGCGUUGGGUGAUAAUCAGCACGGGGAUGUUCACGAGCUUCCUGUUCGACGACAGCUUUGGGCUGGUGGAAAGGAAGGAAGACGGGGAGAUCGUGGUGCGCGGGCUGGGGAGCUGGGAGAACCGGAUCACGGUGACCGCGGUGGAGGAUAUCGGCAGGAUCACAGCGGAGGUGGCCAUUGACGAGUCCAUCGAAGGGGUCGUGUAUGGCGCGGGCGAGACGAUCACAUGCGAGAGACUGGCGCAGCUGGUCGAGGCAGCGAUGGGCAAGGACGCGAGGGUGACGAGGGAGCUGUGGACGCUCGACCAGCUGAGAGAAGCGUUGAGGCAGGACCCGCUGAACCCGCUGAAGAAGUACCGAGUCAUCUUUGCGGAGGGGAAAGGCGUCAGCUGGGACAUCGAGCGCACGAUUAAUUACCAGAGGGGCAUCGAUACGACGGAUGUAGCGCGAUGGCUGAAGCUGCACGCAAUUAAUUAGCCCUGUACCUUGGAUUUUUCGAAUUUAUAAUGCUGGUCGAAUGGUAUAAUUGCCGCCUG
Gloeophyllum trabeum ATCC 11539 is the source of this 986-nucleotide messenger RNA. Its product is annotated as isoflavone reductase family protein. Lineage: Eukaryota; Fungi; Basidiomycota; Agaricomycetes; Gloeophyllales; Gloeophyllaceae. Gene Ontology annotation, molecular function: oxidoreductase activity. The record is from RefSeq and is a predicted model, not a curated record. The transcript has a single exon. The coding region runs from base 1 to 927 and encodes 308 amino acids.